This is a messenger RNA of Ceratosolen solmsi marchali, 1815 nucleotides long. RefSeq lists its product as uncharacterized. NCBI's taxonomy places the organism in Eukaryota, Metazoa, Arthropoda, Insecta, Hymenoptera, Agaonidae. Bases 411 to 1712 code for a protein of 433 amino acids. The record is from RefSeq and is a predicted model, not a curated record. Gene Ontology annotation, molecular function: carboxypeptidase activity. The transcript has 7 exons.
UGAUUUUAAAUGGCAGAAGAGUGCGUAGACGAGGCCUGAAUUGCCGCUUAUUGUGUUUGCUUAUGGUAUAGAGUCGCGCUAUUAGUGUUCAGGGUAUGCAACGGCCGUAAGCGUUCCAUCUCCGUGGCACGAAUCUUUGACCGUUAAGCUGAAGCCGUGUUACGAUGGGCAAACAUUGAGAGUGGGCGACGAGCAAUGGGCGGCCCAUCCCAAUUGGAAGUCUAUGGAAUGUUGAGCAUAUGCAGGGGCGCCGGAUUCCCAGACGCGCGGCGCGUGCUCCCAGCGUACGGCAAAAACGUACGAUAAAAGGUUCGCGCGUACACAACGGGUCAUAUUAAUAUCCCCGCGGGAGUCACGAGCGAGCGAAGAAAAUAAAUCCGUGUGGCUGUGGCUGAGCGCGCGCAGCGGAUAUGCAGCGGAUGCUGAGCUUCCAAAUGGGCCGAGGCUUCGGCGAGUCCAGCGAGUUCGUCACCAAGCGCAUGUGCUUCUCCUUCCUCUUCUCCGUGGGCUUCCUCUGCCUCCUCGGCGGCUUUCUCCUCGGGCGAUUCGCUUCGGACAGGACGAUCGUCAUGCACGAGAGGCGCAUGCUUCAGGAGCUCCAGGGCAACGGGCUCCAAGCCACCAAGGAUCUCCAAAUCGCCCUCCUCGAUAUACUCAACGCGAGCAGCUUCCACGAGGAUUUUGAGAUGGAUUCCAGUGUGCAAAAUUUAAGGCAACAAGGUGUUAAUGGAGUAAAGGACAUCUUUGCGGAUUUAAGUAUUUUUCGAUUAAAUGUAAAUGAAACGAAAACCAGUACCGUAGCAACAAUUUGUGGGAUUCAAGAACAGGAUAGAUACGUUGUUUUAUCCGCAAGCGGCGAAGGCUUUGAUGUCGCUAUUACGGUGGCCAAGACUUUAGAUAAUAUUUACAGAAAUAAAGGAUGGGAGCCGAAGAGGAGUCUGAUUUUUUGUGUUUUCCUUGGCUCGACGGACUUUUGUAAUGAAAAAUUUCUCAAUCACAUCAAACCCAAGAUUGUCGCUUACAUUGCAGUACACGGGAAUGCAGCUAGAGGGAGUGACGAAAUUGUUGUAUCCGGCUCUGGUAUGGUCCAAGCCACUAUUUUGGACGCGAUGAAUGAAAUAAAAUAUUAUCAUAAAAAUUUAUUCAAAGGAGUUCAUUCGCCAAAUUCACUGCCAAGACUUAAUCUCGAUAUCCCUCACGCCGUUUUAUCCUUUUUAAACCCAAAUUCUACUUCUCAAAAUAUCGAACAAAAUCAAAAGAUUUUAGCACAAAUUGUCGGACUGGCUAUGUGGAGAUUAUCCGAAGAAAUAUUUUUUCAAUGGGAUCCAAAGUAUUUUACUGAAAUAAUGAAUAAAGCACUGACUAUAAUCGAUUUGAAGGAGCUUGCCGAGUCAAAAGAGAAUCUCAACGAGACGGUUACAAUGCUCACCGACAGCAUAACAAAUUUCAAUUCAGAUUUAGAAAAAAUUAAUAUUAUGAAGUCCUUAGACGUACGAAUGGCGAAUGAUAAAUUAAUCGAUUUAGAUCGAGCCCUACUCUGCUCCGAUUUAUCUUUAAGAUCUAAAACCGAUUUCACAAAGCUUAAGAUAUUGCUACACGAGCCUGCCCACGUGGUGAAAAUGAAUUUAAAUGAAAUCUGCAAUUGUUAUAAAGCAGCAAACAAAAUUCUUCUCGAUCAAGCUUAUUGUAAAAUGAUAUUUACCGACAAUUAAGUAUUUUAUAAAACAGAUAUUAAAAACGUACGAACAGCAUUGUUUAUAUUCAUUAUUAACGAUUAAUCUUAACGAUCUGUAAUUUAAAUGUUCUUUUCAAUCU